UUCAUACUUCAAUAUCAACCUUAUUAGCUAGCUUCCUCAUUCACCCUUCUCUCUCUCUCUCUUAAUUUCUCUCUCAAAAACACAAGUGAAAGUAAUUGGCUAAUGGUUGGAAGGUCUAUUUUCCUAGCUAUAAUCCAACUCAACUUCCAUAUUCUGCAAAACUUUCACCUGAGUUUUGUGUUAUCCCAAACAACUUGAAAUAGGGUUUUCAUUCCCAAAGUCUCAGCAGAAUCAAGGGACCAUGGAACUUCCAAAUCAAGCACCGGAAGAAGGAUCCUCACAACAUCAGAAGAAGAUGGGGAGAGGCAAGAUUGAGAUCAAGAGGAUUGAAAACACUACCAACCGCCAAGUCACGUUCUGUAAGCGCCGCAACGGCUUGCUCAAGAAAGCUUAUGAGCUCUCCGUCCUCUGUGACGCCGAGGUGGCCCUCGUCGUCUUCUCCAGCCGCGGCCGCCUCUACGAGUACGCCAACAACAGCGUGGCAGGGACAACCAAUCAGAAUCUCGAGAAUAUUAAGUGUUAGAGGAACUAUCGAAAGGUAUAAGAAAGCAAGUGCUGCUUCCUCAAACACAGAAUCUGUAUCUGAAGCUAAUACACAGUUUUAUCAGCAAGAAUCAUCCAAAUUAAGAAGACAGAUUCGUGAUAUUCAAAAUCUAAAUAGGCACAUCCUUGGUGAAGCUCUUAGCUCUCUGAGCCUCAAGGAACUAAAGAACCUUGAGAGUAGAUUGGAGAAAGGUUUAAGCAGAGUUCGAUCUAGAAAGCAUGAAACAUUGUUUGCUGAUGUGGAGUUCAUGCAAAAGAGGGAAAUUGAGCUGCAAAACCAUAACAAUUAUCUGCGAGCUAAGAUAGCUGAACAUGAGAGAGCACAGCAGCAACAACAACAGGAACAAGAACAGCAAAAUUUGAUGCAUGGGAACAUGUGUGAAGAUCAGUCCACCAUAGCGUCACAAACAUAUGACAGGAAUUUCUUCCCAAUAAAUCUCUUAGAUUCCAAUAAUCAUCAAUAUUCACGCCAAGAUCACACUGCACUCCAGCUUGUCUGAUAAUAUGCUGGAAACUAAAGCCUCUGGAAAUUAUGCUAUAUGGUUUUCAUUUUAUCUAUCAUCUAUCUAAAUAAUUGCAAGUUGGUGCCUAUAAUGGAUACUCCAUACUCCAUACAUAUAUCCAAAGCUUCCUGAAUGAGUGCCACUUUAGAAUUUCCCUUUAAUUACUACUAUCAAAUUUUAAUUUCUUCUCGGAAAAACAACAAGCAUUCCGCACCUAUAUACUUAAUACAAUGUUUAUGUAUCUUCAAUAUAAAAGCUUGUCUUUAUUUUCAUCCCUA
This is a messenger RNA of Arachis ipaensis, 1324 nucleotides long. The record is from RefSeq and is a predicted model, not a curated record. Lineage: Eukaryota; Viridiplantae; Streptophyta; Magnoliopsida; Fabales; Fabaceae.